CCUGUUACUCCCACUCUAGGGUUACAGGAGCCUGGAGCGCCUCACGGGCCUGCCCUGCCCCUCACCCUCUAUCCCGUGAAAACGGAAAUAUUGGGGCCGGCGUUAAGGGCGCGCCAGACGCUGACAGGCCACGCUCAGUGUGGGCGGGGGCCGUGCGCGGCGACGCGGGAGGACCAGGCCCUGGAAAGCGGGUGCCCAAAAUGGCGUCCGGGCAGGCGGUGAGUGGGCAAGGGAGGGCCACGGCUGGCGGGAGCGCGGCGCCGGCGGAGCCAUCUACUUCCGGAACCUUAAGGCGGUUUCCGGAAACCAGGACGGCGUCCCCAUGACAACCGACGUUGGUUCUUUGAGGCCCUUGUCUUAGAGCAAUUGAAUGAAAAAACUCUGAUGCUGAGGAACCAGAUGCCUCUUGCUCAGUGCUAGGGAAGCUGGGAGCUGUGGAGUGCGCCCUGGGAGGCCCAGGGGGACAGAAGGAAGAUGCUCCAGACCAGCAACUACAGCCUGGUGCUCUCCCUGCAGUUCCUGCUGUUGUCCUAUGACCUCUUUGUCAAUUCCUUCUCGGAGCUGCUCCGCAUGGCCCCUGUCAUCCAGCUGGUGCUCUUCAUCAUCCAGGACAUUGCAAUCCUCUUCAACAUCAUCAUCAUUUUCCUCAUGUUCUUCAACACCUUCGUCUUCCAGGCUGGCUUGGUCAACCUCUUAUUCCAUAAGUUCAAGGGGACCAUCAUCCUGACAGCUGUGUAUUUCGCCCUCAGCAUCUCCCUUCAUGUCUGGGUCAUGAACUUGCGCUGGAAAAACUCCACCCGCUUUGUCUGGACAGACGGACUUCAGACGCUGUUCGUGUUCCAGAGACUAGCGGCAGUGCUGUACUGUUACUUCUACAAGCGGACAGCCGUGCGGCUGGGCGAUCCUCGCUUCUACCAGGACUCCCAGUGGCUGCGCAAGGAGUUCCUGCAGGUCCGAAGGUGACCGCUCGUCGCCCCGAUGGACGCCUUCCUGACGGAAGCCACGCCGGCCGCUCUGUGGAGGCGGCGUUGGGGUCUCUGCACCAGGAAGCACCGGGCUUCCUCAGACAAGCCGUGGCCGGUGUGUUCAAAUGUCAGGAAGAGCCUCCCUCUUGCAAAUUAAGUGUCCCCGAGCCGGUGUGUAGCUCCUGCUGGCCACCGACCUCAGGCGUCCCUGUCGCCCCGCGCUGCACUCCUCUUCCUCAGAGGUUGGGUGGCUGCAUCCUUGGGAAGCUUUUGCUUAGCCUGGCGUGGGGCGGCUCCCGGCACCCACUUUCCUGGCUCCACACUGAUGCCUGAGGGACGCAGAGGGGGAGUUCCGUGCUCCUGACUGAUCACUCCUCAGACGUUUAUAUUUACCCUCAAGGCACUGUUUUUACAUUUUAUAAAUAGGAAAUAAACUGAAUGUUUUUCUC
This is a messenger RNA of Condylura cristata (star-nosed mole), 1414 nucleotides long. It is a transcript of the gene TMEM138, whose product is annotated as transmembrane protein 138. NCBI's taxonomy places the organism in Eukaryota, Metazoa, Chordata, Mammalia, Eulipotyphla, Talpidae. The record is from RefSeq and is a predicted model, not a curated record. Gene Ontology annotation, cellular component: cilium. The coding region runs from base 475 to 963 and encodes 162 amino acids. The transcript has 5 exons.